Clonostachys solani is the source of this 2400-nucleotide messenger RNA. The record is from the annotation of a GenBank genome assembly. Lineage: Eukaryota; Fungi; Ascomycota; Sordariomycetes; Hypocreales; Bionectriaceae.
AUGAGAUCUUUUUUGGGGGGCAUUGUUGCCUUGGCUCUUCAGUCCUCAAUCGCCUUUGGAAAUAAUUGUGACACGAGUAGAUCAAUUCGCCUUGACCUCGAAGACUUCUUCAACAACAAAGCUUUCGGUUCCAAACCUGGAGAGGCUGAUUUUGACUCGAAAGGCAGCUCGUAUCCUGCACCUGAUUUCAUUGAUUCCCUCGACUAUAAAUCUUCCGUCACGGGCAUUCGAUUUUCUUUUCCAGGUUACGUUGAGUCUGGUGCCAAUGACAACAUAAUUUGCGAUGGGCAGGUGAUUGAUGUCCCCGAGGGACAUUUUUUCUCUGCGUCGUUCUUACUGUCUAAUGACAAAGAGCUUGCAACCGUUUCUAAAAAUGUGACCUUUACAUAUGAGGACGGGUCGACAUCGCUCUAUAACCUUCGCACACUGGCGUGGUUUAACCUCCUCACAAUCAAUCGCGGUGAGAUCAUUUUCCCAAAGCGCUUCACGAGUACGGCCGUCAAUUGGAAUACUUCUCAUAUCUUCGAGCGCACUGCUGCGCUUGAUCCUGGGAAAAAGUUGAAGACAAUCACUCUCCCGACAACCACAAAUACAACAGAAGGCAGAAUGCAUGUAUUCGCGAUCUCGCUGCACCAAGGUUCUGAAAUUGGUAUCCAGUCUGUUCGAGGAACCCAGAAGUGGGCCGAUGAUGAUCAACAAUCUCAGCUUAUCGAGGUUACAAUAAACAACGCGGGCUCCGAAUGUGUUUCGGGAGAUGGCCUCACUGUGAAAUUGGAGGGCCAUGGCUUUGAGAUGAAAUCUCCAGGUUCAAUAAAGCGACUAUGCCCAGGAGACCAAAAAGUUGCAACAGUUGCUGUCAAGCCAUCGUCGUCUUUUCUCGGACAAGUGGGAGACUCUACCGUAAAGGCUACAGUUGAAUACAGUGGCAGGGAACAGGGAAAAGUCUUCAAGGGAGUCAAGGUUGGACUCCGAGAGUGGACAUCCGACCUCGACAACUUGGCGGAACAUGAAGCGCCAGACUGGUUCAAGGAUAAUAAGUUUGGCAUCAUGAUUCAUUGUCAGUAUAUCCCGGGUUCUUCCCAGUUUUUCAAGUCACCCAGCUCAAACCGGUCCCAGGGGGCCCUUAUUCUGUUCCUGGAUGGGGGAAUAGCAGCGAGUUCGAAAGCUACUCAGAGUGGUUCUGGUGAGACCUUUGGCGAAGACUGGGCCUAUGACGACUCCUUUGAAGAGUUUACCGGAGAGAAAUUUGACAGCAAAGAAUGGGUGGACCUCUUCGAUGAUGCAGGGGCAAAAUAUUUUGUCAUUACAACUAAACACCACGAUGGAUUUGCCCUUUGGGACACGAAGGAAACAAGUAACAGAUCGGCCCUACACUAUGGUCCUCAACGAGACGUUCUUAGGGAACUCUUCGAUGCCGCAGCUACGUAUCAUCCAAACAUGAAGCGAGGAACUUAUUUCAGUCUCCCCGAAUGGUUUAAUCCAGAUUAUGGCGUCUAUGGAUUUGAUCAAUUCAACAAAACGGAGAACCCGGGAACUGUGAGUUGGCCGGGAGAUCUGGCGACAAAUCCAUACACAGGGGAGAAGGAGACAUACACUGGGCACAUCCCCGUGGGUGACUUCAUACAAGAUCUUAUGGUUCCACAAAUGGAGCAGCUUGCAUAUGGCUACGGUACCGACAUCAUGUGGUGCGACUGCGGCGCCGCGAAUGGAACCGCCGAGUUUGCCGCGAAAUGGUUCAAUCAAGUACGCCAGCAGAAUCGUCACGUAGCCAUCAACAGCCGGUGUGGAGUUCCCCAGGCUGCAGACUUUGACACGCCGGAAUAUCAGACCUUUUCCUCGGCUCAACAUCACAAAUGGGAGAGCAGCCAAGGAAUGGACCCUUACAGUUACGGGUAUAAUCGUGCCACUCCAGAUGAGGCAUACAUGAAUGCCAGCACUAUCAUCAAAAACCUCGUGGACAUGGUCUCCAAGAAUGGUAACUUUUUGCUGGAUAUUGGCCCAAGGGCUGACGGAACUAUUGUGGAACAAGCCGCAGACAAUCUCAGAGAGGCCGGGAAAUGGAUAAAGCGUCAUCAAGAGGCUAUCUUCAAUACGACUUACUGGUUUAUACAAAGCGAGCUCGAGGGGCCGACUGAAGCCAGAUUCACACAGACGGAUGAUGCUUUCUACAUUCUCUUUUUGGAUAAGCCUAUAGUCCAAGGUGGAUUUGUUGUUAUCCAAGCUCCAAUCCCUGUGCUGACUGGAGAUGAUAUAACUCUGCUUGGUGGGGACGAUGCUGUAUCGCUGAACUAUGAGAUUUCAGGUGAUGGAAGUGAGAAGUCUCUAAGCAUUGAAAUAGAGGAGAAAGAGCUGGAAAGAGAGGAAUUCUGUUGGGUUUUCAAGAUUCAAUAUAAGAGAUAG